This is a messenger RNA of Passer montanus (Eurasian tree sparrow), 1882 nucleotides long. RefSeq names its product transmembrane protein 17B-like. The coding region runs from base 1 to 801 and encodes 266 amino acids. The transcript has 4 exons. NCBI's taxonomy places the organism in Eukaryota, Metazoa, Chordata, Aves, Passeriformes, Passeridae. Gene Ontology annotation, biological process: non-motile cilium assembly. Gene Ontology annotation, cellular component: ciliary transition zone. The record is from RefSeq and is a predicted model, not a curated record.
AUGGCUGUGCCCACCCCGCUGCCCCCCAGCCUGCGCCGGGGCUUGGUGGCCUUCAGUGGGUCCCUCUUCAUCAACAACAAGACGUGGGAUAGCGGCACUGCCCCCAGCUACCAGCCAGGCAGCAGCACCCAAAGGGUUCCUGAACCCACCCACCAGGGAGGGAACAAAAAUAAGAACAUUUGCUGCAAUCAGCUGCUUGUGGGACCCAGGGCCUGUUGCUCCCCUCCACAAGCUGUGAGGGGGGGUCCCUCUGGGCAGGGGGACCCUGGGACUGGUGAGCAGCCUGCCCAUCCCUGCCUAGCUCACAAGGUGCUGUCCAGCCUGCCCCUCCAGGUGAUGCUCUACUUCAACGUCUACUACUUCCCAGUCUGGUGCCUGGCUGAGGGGAUUAUGCUGCACCUGAAGUACCACCUGCUGCCUUGGCACUAUCAGUUCCUGCUGGUCACAGCCUUCCUCAUCCUCUCACUGGCUGAGGGCUCCCGCCUCUACCUGGGCUACCUGGGGAACCUCCAGGAGAAGGUGCCUGAGCUGGCUGGGUUCCUGCUCCUCUCCUUCCUGAUCCAGCUGCCCCUCCUGCUCUUCCUGCUGACGGACAGGCAGGUCAUCCACCUACCGCUGGAGGUGCCCAUGCACAGCCUGUUCCUGGUCUUCCUCCUCCUCGAGAUCGUGGCUGCCUUCCUGGCGCUGAGGACCAUGACCAAGCAGCUGGCAGCACAGUUUUACCUGCGGCAGUUCCAGGAGGGUGGGAGGGGCCGGCUGGAGCCCGGGGGCACAGGGGGACAGGCAGCCAAGAUGGGGUGAUGCUGCAUGACCCCUCCACCCCACACAGCUGGUCCUGGCAAGGAGCAUUAAACAGUGCUUGAACCCACAGACACUGUUUCUGAGCUUUGUGGAGACCCCAGAACAGCACCCAGGCACAUCCCAGCUGAUCCCUGCCUUGCACAAGCUAACACAGCCUAGGAGAGGUGGGAGUGAGGGGUCAGCACCUCUGAAACAUUCUGGCUCACCCCAGGGCUGUGCCUGUCCUUGCUGAGCAUCAGCCCUGGCAGGAGGCAGGAAUCAGGGUGCAGGAGCCACUGCACACCCCUAGGAAGUACCAGCCCACAGCUGGAACUUUAAACUUGGCUCCUAAACCCUCCCUGAGCUUCCCAGAGAGCUUCUGAGAAUCCAGGUGGCCCACAUGAAGCCAUCCCAGCUGGAAGCAUGCACGGGUGCCAUGAGGUGCAAGAGCAGCACUCCACAACUUUACAGUUCCUCCAGGGCUAGAGACAGAGUAAAACCUCCUCCCACUUCCAGAACAGCUUUAUUCCAUUGCAUCCCUGUUUUUCAAGGGAAAUCAAGGUCCAUAAUCAUUGGAACGUGGAGAAAUGCAAAUGCUUUAAGGCUCUUGUGCCAAGCAGGACCAGCUGUUCCCCAGCACACUCUGGGGUGGCUCCAGGGGCAGCUCUGCUCCGGCUGUCAGCGCUGGGAGCUGCCCCUGGGAUGGCUUUGUGCUCCAGGAGCCAAGAACUGCUGCUGCCAGCACUUCUCCAGGAAAGGCAGACCCUAACCCCAGCAGUGCCCACCUGGGCCAGGCCUGGCCCACCUCUACCAGGGCUGCAGCCGGGUCCCCAUCAUAUCUACCUGCAGGUGGCUCUGGGGGGAAGGCAGUUUGUGGUGGAGCAUUCCCGAUGUCCCUAAGCUGUGGCCUCAGGCUUACCUUUAGGGGGUCUUGCCUGCAAAAUGAACAGGGACAUCAGGAUACAACAGGCAUGGAGGCAGCCCAGGUGGCCCUCAGCUACUCUGCUUGGUUCCAUGGCCACUCUGGAUUCAACAUCAGGCAUUAGGAAAGUUUACCCCCCAACAGAAUGGUGCAGCUUUGGGACAGUUCACCAGGAGAUGG